This is a messenger RNA of Moneuplotes crassus, 1148 nucleotides long. Lineage: Eukaryota; Ciliophora; Spirotrichea; Euplotida; Euplotidae. The record is from the annotation of a GenBank genome assembly.
UAAUAAAACGUGAUGAUUGCCUGGAAAGAAAUGGAGAAGAAGCAAACUACAAAGGGACCUCUAGCGAUUGCUGUGAAGAAACCUAGCGGAAACUAUCUCUUUUUCAGAACCAGAGCGAGAUCUAGGAGUUUUACAACGCUAUCUGAUUUGUUUACAGAUGAUGAGGCUAGUUCUAAUCAAGACCUUGACUGAAUUACUUUCGGAGUUGAUGAAACAGGGACUAGCUUUAAAUUUCAGCCAAGCGAUUCUUCUAUUCUAAAAUCAUACACAGAAGUCAAAUUGCUAUUCGAGGAGAUCCUUAGCCCAACAGUGGUGAGCUUGAUGGCCUCUACAGAAGACGGCAAGGCCGUGAUCAAGAAAUCUCUAGUGAAAUCAAAAUGAAUUUUGUCUGAGAAAGUCAAUGAAUUUUGUAGAAGGGAGUGAGCCAUUCAUUCUCAGAUGAAGCACCCAAAUAUCAUCGAGCUAUACGACUAUACGGAGGACGACCAAGAGCUUGCACUUUUUAUGGAACAUGCAAACAAACCAAUGUAUCUUACCCAGUUGAUUAACGAUGAGCACACUCCAGUGGAGGACGAACACCUUCUGAGGAAAAUUGCUGAAGAUAUACUAAAAGGUCUGGCUUAUAUUCAUAGCCGUAACCUAAUCCAUGGUGACGUAAAACUUUGAAAUAUGCUUUGUCAUGAAGAGAAUGACGUAAUUACAGUAAAGAUCUGUGACUUUGGGCUCUCUUAUAUCCUUGGCCAGGAAAAGGAAGGAAAAGUGUUAAUAGAAGACGUUUCUGGAACUUUGGGACACAUAGCGCCCGAGGUUAAAAGCCAUUGCUGGAUUGGCACAGAAGUAGACAUGUGGUGAUUUGGAUUAAUGCUCUAUGAACUAGCUGUCGCAUACAAGCCCACUCAACUAAAGAACUUUGCCUAUAGCAGCGGAGAUAUUCCUUUCAGGAGAUAUGACUGGAAAAGGAAAAGUCCUCUUCUCCAGGACUUAAUCCUCAAAUGCAUGGACUACAACCCAGAGAAGAGAAUUUCUGCUGAAGAAGCGCUCCAGCAUCCUUGGUUUUCGUCUCAGGAGGAGUAGCUUUAUUAAAUUUUUGUUAAACUUGUGACAUUUGCCACUCGAAUUCCUUAAUUUUAUAUAAUUUUCAUUUUCAA